Molecule: messenger RNA, 603 nt
Organism: Labeo rohita (rohu)
Lineage: Eukaryota; Metazoa; Chordata; Actinopteri; Cypriniformes; Cyprinidae
Product: thymosin beta-b
Exons: 3
Coding region: 144-275 (43 amino acids)
Biological process (GO): actin filament organization; regulation of cell migration
Cellular component (GO): cytoplasm
Molecular function (GO): actin monomer binding
Source: RefSeq, a predicted model, not a curated record
AAUUAAAUUGUUCUUCAGUUAGCUAGCAGUCAGGUUGUGCUAAUUAAAUAUAUAAGUGUCAAAUCAGAAAUCUUAACCUGUGUCUUCUACGUCUUGUGUGUUGUUCUUCAGCACUGAAAUUAGAGAAAAACUGAAAUAAAACAAUGGCUGACAAACCAGACAUCAGUGAGAUCUCUCAGUUUGACAAGACCAAGCUGAAGAAGACUGAGACAAAAGAGAAGAACACCCUUCCCACCAAAGAGACUAUUGAACAGGAGAAACAAUGUGAGGCAUAAACUAUCUUCACCAAGGGCAAGAUGUGGAGAACUGUGAGAUGGCAGGUCACUUCUUUAAGCAGAAGAUGGCUUCUCCCAACCACCAGUCACUAUAACCUUAGGCUGGAGUGGGGUAUCUGUCCUCACAGUUUUAACUUGUGUAUCAGACCAUUCUGAAAGAUGACUGACUUCAUGAUAAUGAUCACUGUAGUAUGAUCAUGUGUCAGUGAAGAGGCAGUCAGCUUUGCAGUGAGGCUGUCUAACUCUUGAAGUUCUCUUUGUAAAUCCAUUGGAAUGAAAAUGAGUUUUAUUUGCCCUCAUCUUUGGUGAAAUAAACCUUUCAAAUGAA